This is a messenger RNA of Aspergillus affinis, 657 nucleotides long. RefSeq lists its product as uncharacterized. The transcript has 2 exons. The coding region runs from base 1 to 657 and encodes 218 amino acids. The record is from RefSeq and is a predicted model, not a curated record. NCBI's taxonomy places the organism in Eukaryota, Fungi, Ascomycota, Eurotiomycetes, Eurotiales, Aspergillaceae.
AUGAAGGUUGCCCUCGCCGGUGCUGGUCAAGUUGGCCUUUGCUUAGCUACCGAAAUUUCCAAGUCCGAGGAUGAACUUGUUGUUCUGACGAGUACUCUUAAGCCGAGCUUCGAACUUUUGAAAGCUGAGGUCUGUCUCACCGAUUACUCCCUCGACAACUUGAAGAGAAAGCUCGAUGACUGCGAUGCGGUAGUCUCGACGCUCAGUAGCCCUAACGAGUUCUAUAUUUCUGCGCACACCAACAUCCUUGAGGCAUGCAAGAAGAACCCACUUCGCGAGAUCGGACUCGCAUGGGCGAUAAACCAUAGUGCGAAGGUCUUCGACAUGUAUAGUGAUGGUUUGCAGAAGGUCACUUUGACAUCUACUGCAGAUACAGCACGGGCCGUGCUCGCUGUCCUACGGAACAGCAUCAACAACGGCGCCAAUUUAUCGCCAGUCACUCUCCUGUCUGGGCACACUUUGACCUACAGGGAGCUUUUCCAAUUUAUCCAAUCACGCGACCCUGCCUGGGAGUUAAACCCAGUGGCCCUUUCGGAAGUCCUUAGGGACAUACUUGAAGGUUACAAGGAGAAUGGCCCUGGUUUAGCCAUCCACCAGAUGAGGAUCCUUGGAUUUACGAAUGCAAAUCACAACCCCAGGGAGAAAGCCUUAGAAUGA